AUGAAACCUCCGUCGACUCCUUCUAUAUCGUAUCGAGAACUGAUCAGAGCCAUUGGGAUCGAUCCGGAAACAAGUCCAUCAUCGUGGCGAAAGGCGAUCGAUCACUCGGCGGAGACGCCCUCUGGCGAGGACAAGCAGGGCCGGCUGAUUCCGACGGUGUUCGUGGACGAGACGCAGCUCAGCUCUGAUUACGUCAAAGCGGUGAUUGGACGACGCUUCCUCUCCGACGAGGACGAUCUCAUGAAACUGCUGGAACACAUGGGGGUGCUGCGACCCGAUGAAGACGCUUCAGACGAGCAGGAGAACGAAUGGCAUGAUGAAACGGAAAGCGCGUCGUAUCUUCCCCAGCCUGAGCCUAAACGAGCGAGAUUUACACGACCAACUAGAUCUCAUUCUUAUACCGGAACCGUAGACGAUCCGAUACAAUUUACGACAACUUCUUGCCACACAUCUUCUGAUCUGACUUCGCAUCUUCCCGGCACAACAGAUAAUUUAUCGACCAGCGUUCCGGAGGGAAAUACAGCUGAAGCAAUAGAUGCAGAUAUGGAAAUGCGUGAUUCGGUGGCUGAAGAUGAUGAUGACGAAGAACAUCUGGAAUCUGGACUGCAGAAUGAGCGCGAUUUCGAGGACUUUAAUGACGAAGGCAGUAAAAGCGAUACAGUACAAAAUUACCUUUUAUUGACACCUGUUGAAGAGGUGGCAGGGGAAGCGGACGUGUUCUCCGACGAAGAAACCACAGUACUCAUUGACACCGUCCACGCCCACCCGGUUUUGUGGCGGAGACAGGGUCACUUUACGCGAACGGCCCUGACCGAACGGAGCCGGCAGAAACAGCUGGCGUGGGAGAAAGUGGCGGACGCCGUCAGUCGGGCCACGGCGGCGGGCUGGCCGAAGAAGUCCAGUCAACAAUGCUUCAAAAAGUGGGACGGUUUGCGUGGUUACUUCCGGAUGUUAUUGCGAACCAAGAAUGAGGAUGAACUGUCUUGUGUCGCUUGGCCGUUCAUUAAACAAAUGACGUUUAUGACGUCUGUGUAUAGAAUUCGAAAGAAACGGGAUGAUUGUGUCGGAAACAGUUAGUGACAGUUUUUUUCAAUGUGUUAUUCCUGCGGAAAUGUUUCAAACUCUGAAUCUCUCAUCCUCCCGUAUUCUUGUGGUAUUUUGUGUAAAGCUCUGACGUUUGUCCGUUAUUGUAGUGUGACUAGUGUCAUCAAGUUUUGUGCCUCUCUUGAUUUGCGUAUGCUUUUGGAAAAUGUUUGCUCGUUAUUUCCUGUCAAACUGAUAUCACGGGGGCACAUUCUUGAUUUACAGAUAAAUG
Molecule: messenger RNA, 1315 nt
Organism: Paramacrobiotus metropolitanus
Lineage: Eukaryota; Metazoa; Tardigrada; Eutardigrada; Parachela; Macrobiotidae
Exons: 5
Coding region: 1-1077 (358 amino acids)
Source: RefSeq, a predicted model, not a curated record